CACCAAGUCCUUAUGCACUUAUGUUAGACCCUUAGCUAUGAAAAGCGCAUUUUAGCUCAGAAUGUGAAACAAAAGCUAUGCUGGGUUUGCUUUGUGUGUCCUUCAAAGCAUACCUGUGUUAUAUUCCAGUAGUGACUAAUCUCAGCCACCGGCUCAGUUGCAGUGGAGCACCCACAACCAAUCACAGCUAUCUUAGGAACAGUACCAUCCUGAGUUUCUUGAAAAAACGCGUCCAGCGAGUCCGUUCGGGUGCACUGUCACUCACUAAAGGAUGCUUUCCUGAAACCAUGAAGCGACUGGAAAUGCUCAAACCCAUCAUCCCCAAGCUUCUCCUGAAGGGCAACUAAGAAAUUGCUCCUAAAACUACUAUAUGACAUGUUGGACACUCCCACAACACAUGACUCACACUUUCACACUCAUCAUCACACAACAAGCACUCCUUCAUCCCCUCCCUCCCCCUAUGCUUAUACCAAGUUCCUCAUUUAGCCCAUG
Geodia barretti is the source of this 492-nucleotide messenger RNA. NCBI's taxonomy places the organism in Eukaryota, Metazoa, Porifera, Demospongiae, Tetractinellida, Geodiidae. The record is from the annotation of a GenBank genome assembly.